ACCAAAAAUGAGAUGGCUCGGCACUUGAGGGAGUACCAAGACCUGCUUAACGUCAAGAUGGCACUUGAUAUCGAGAUAGCUGCCUACAGGAAGCUGCUGGAGGGAGAGGAGAACCUCUUCAGCACAGAAAGCGUCGGCCUUUCAGCGCUUAAUCCCCUCCCCAACCCCACUUACUCCUUCCAGCCAAGAGGCUUUAGUUCCUCUACUCUGUCCUUCAGGGAGAAGGAGCAAGGAGAGGUUAUUAAAGUGACCUCUAAAAUAUCAUCCAGCAGGGCUGAGAUGAUUGAGGGGACCAUAACUUCUGCCAAGAAAAGAGGUAGAUUAAAUCUGCAUGAAGGAAUCCUUGCAAAUGCAAAAAUGUAACUGUCAGGACCCUGUCCGUUUUGCAUUUGAGGGGGAACAGUCUCCACUCGGCCUUUAAAUUGUCCUUCUGGGCACGAAGCCGUGCUGGACUCGUGGGAAGCCCCCCUUAGAAACACAUAACCCCCUGGGGACACUGACCCGGGGCUGGCUUCCUCGCGGGUCCCGCUGUGCGGAGGCCGAGCUUGGCACAUUGCUCCCUUUUAAAUGGGGCGGAGGCAGGGGCAGGUAGCUAGAUGCAUGUUGGUCGUCGUUGUGGUGGCACAGUGGACUCGUAGCACCCACCAUCCCUCUCUCCCUCCUCCCGCUGCAGGCGAGAGGGAGCUGGCUGGGACCGCUGCUCAGCCAGCUCUCUGGGGAGGGAGGAUGAGGGAAUCAACUCAACACGUUUGCUACAACUAGUUUCA
Molecule: messenger RNA, 767 nt
Organism: Nipponia nippon (crested ibis)
Lineage: Eukaryota; Metazoa; Chordata; Aves; Pelecaniformes; Threskiornithidae
Source: RefSeq, a predicted model, not a curated record